Molecule: messenger RNA, 3504 nt
Organism: Procambarus clarkii (red swamp crayfish)
Lineage: Eukaryota; Metazoa; Arthropoda; Malacostraca; Decapoda; Cambaridae
Product: rab-like protein 6
Cellular component (GO): nucleus; cytosol
Molecular function (GO): GTP binding
Source: RefSeq, a predicted model, not a curated record
AGAUGAGUACCGCAACCAUUGACAGAUGUGUCCCACAGCCAGUGACGGAUGGGUCCCGCAGCCAGUGACGGAUGGGUCCCGCAGCCAGUGACGGACGGGUGCCGCAGCCAGUGACGGACGGGUCCCGCAGCCAGUGGUCGCUGGGAAGGGGUUGAGCGCCGUAGAGGAGUGUGUGGCGGCCAGUGUGUGUUGGGGCCUGUGUGAGGUCACAAGCCAGGCGCUGCCUCCUCCUCCUCCUGUGUCAUGUGAGUCACCGCAAGCUUCACGUUACUCAGUAACCUGCAAGUUAAGGUCCUUCCUUUACCACAGGAUUAGAAGUUCCAGAACCAUCUAGCUGCAUGGUUUAGUGUGUGAACCCAGGAUUUAAAGGGUUCAAAAUGUUUUCGGCCUUGCGUAAAUUAACGGGUCGGGGUCCUGAUAGCCCUGGGAAUCCCACCUCACCCCCUGGGAUGCAGGCCAUGGCAGCAUCAUUGCAACGGAGAUUUGCUCGUGGUGUCCAGUACAACAUGAAGUUAGUAAUUAGAGGAGACCGCAAUGUUGGAAAGUCAUGUCUCUUUAGACGUCUCCAAGGCCAGCCUUUCCACGAAGAAUAUACACCUACAGAAGAAAUUCAGGUGGCCAGUAUACAGUGGAAUUACAAAACAACUGAUGAUGUUGUCAAAGUUGAAGUUUGGGAUGUCGUUGAUAAAGGGAAGAAAAAGAAAAAAAUUGAUGGAUUGAAACUAGAUAACAGCAAUCUAGAAUUUGAAGAGCCAGCCCUGGAUGCCGAGUUCCUUGACGUGUACAAAGGAACUAAUGGUGUUAUACUCAUGCUGGAUAUGACAAAAAACUGGACUUUUGAGUAUGUACGUCGAGAGAUUGUAAACGUUCCACCACACAUCCCAGUGUUAGUUCUUGCUAAUCACCGUGACAUGGGUCAUCAUCGUGUUGUUUCUGAAGAUGAUGUUCGUUUCUUUAUUGAAGCAUUGGAAAGACCAGAAGGUGCUGCUGAUAUACGCUACACGGAAUCGUCCAUGCGUAAUGGAUAUGGUUUGAAGUUUUUGCACAAAUUUUUCAAUCUUCCAUUCCUUCAACUACAGAGAGUAACACUUCUGAGGCAGUUGGAAACCAAUAUGGCAGAGAUUGAUGCUACAAUUCAAGAGCUUGAUCUCUAUCAGGAGAGUGAUGAUGCAAAUUAUGACAUCUUCUUGAGCCAGUUGACCGAUCGUAGAAGAGCGACAGCUGAAUCAUUGGGUCCUGUGGCCCAGGUUGCUGCCCCAAUCAACACAACCCCUAUUCCUCAGUCACACUCUAUUAAUAAUGUUGCAUCUUCUUCAAACCUCAACACAUCUGUCAAUGGAGUAUCUAAGUCAGUAUCUGUGCCUGUGAGUCUGUCCUCUGCAACAUUAGGCACACAAUCCAGCCCUCAUCCAGCUGAACAUACUUCAUCUACUGUGUUGGCUGCAAAUAUACAAGCUUCCAAGUCCCCUCCUGUUAUCAGUCCAUCAGCAGCUGCAGGUGUGAACAACAGCAGCAGCAGCAGCAGCAGCCAUAACAAUAGCAGUAAUAGUCCCUCCACUAGCACUUGUGGACCGAAGGCACCUAGUCAGAGUCCUGAAAAAUCUCAAGAGAAGACAAGUUUUAUGUCACGUAUUUUUAAUAAAACCAAAGAAGCAGAACAAGCAAAAGAGGCAGCAUUAGAAGACAUAGCUACAUCUGAUCCAGUAUCAUUGGAUGAUUUUGUGCCAGAUGGUGGGCGGUUAGAUCAGUCCUUCCUUAAUGACAUUAUUUCAGCCCAUAGUAAAGAACCAACAGCAUCACCCAUAUCACCACCAAUGCUGGAGGAUGACAGUGAAGACGAAUGCGAUGGAAAUCCAAUGGUGUCGGGCUUCCAAGUUGACCUUGACCCAGAUGACCUCCAGCUUGGAUCAAAUGUUGAAAUUAUUGCUGAUGAAAUUGAAGAAGUUGAGCAAGAGAAGGAGGAAGACAAUAAUCCAGAAGUGUCAUUUGUUAAGUGUGACAUUUCAGACUUAAGGUUUGAUAAUGUACAUAGCUCUGAAGGUGUAAAAAUUGGCAAAAAGGAGGUGAAAAAUAAAAGUAAAAGAAAUCUAACUGAUAAUGAAAAGCAAGAAUCACAUGAAGUAUUAGUAGGCAUGUCAAACUUUAGUAUUGAGGACACACACUCUUACACCUUGCAGCCAGAUAAAACAACAAACACCAUCCUUGGUUUUAGAGACUGUGAAAAAGAAUGCAAAGAAGAAGAAGAAGAAGAAGAGAAAAUUGACAAGCUUGAUGACUGGCUUAACUCUGAAGAGGGAACCAUUGUUAAUCCUUAUGUUUCUAAUAUCAUUGUAAUGCCCGAGGGAUCAGUGUUGGAUGGCUCUGAUCCUGAUGAUGGUUCUGUUGCAGAAGCAAGUCGAGUAAUAGAAAAGAUUAGCCAUCACAGUUGUAGCACUUCAAGAAGUGAUAGUCCUUCAGAACUCUCAGAACGCAAGAAAAAACACAAAAAAAGAGACAAGGAAAAGAAGGAAAAGGAUGAUGAUAAAUUGGGCAAGAAGCACAAGAAGAAAAGUAAGGAUAAGGACAAGGAGAAAGAAAAGGAAAAAGAAGGUGACAAGAAGAAGAGAAAGAAGAAGAAAGAUAAAGAUAAAGAUGGUUUAGAUGAAUUCUUUGGCGGAUCUCCAGAAAAAGAAUUUGACGAGGCUUAUGAAGCUAUUUAAUCCAGCCAUAUUUGCUGUUUAACAUUGAGAGGGUAUUUAAAGAAAUCUUCCCUAUGGUUAUUUAAGGCCCAACAAAACACAGAUGUAUAAGGGAAUUUAAAAUUUUUUACAUUAUAAGUUUUUGUAAAGAUAUUGUAACAACCGUUAAAAGCUCAUAGAUAAAAAAUGGGCAAGCUAUAUGCCAUAGCACAUUAUGAUAUAAUACAUGUUGACUUGGUUAGCAAUGGCCAGAAAACACUUCAGGUACUGUUUAUCUCAAAUUUAUUGCUGCAUCUUUUGAAUGCUCUAUUUUUUGUGAUACAUGUAUUGUAGAAAAUAUGAAAUAACAUAUGCGUAUCAUUCAUGCUAUAUUUUCAUCUUUAGAGUUGACAUACUGUAGCUUGUUUGUUAAGUAGUUAAUUAGAUGGAUUGUGUGUUCCAGAACAAAAAAUUUUGUUUACAAUUUGGAGGGAAAUCAAGAUUUUCAUACAUGGUACUUGUAAUGGACCUAUUGAUCAGCUUCAGUUCUCUUGAUUGCUAAUGUUUUUUUUUUUUUUUUUAGUUUAUCAUUAACGCAUUUAGAAACUUAGAAAAUGCUGUUAAAGUUCUUGGGGCUAAUUUUUUUUUUUUUUUUUUUUUUUUUUUUUUUUAUGAAUGAUCAAAUGAUCAUUGAGUAUUUUGGGUCACUUGACUGUCUUAACAGGUUAUAAUUAUCAUGAAUGCAUUUGAAAUUUUGCACUUGAUGUGAAUCUCUCUUAAGAAAUGUAACAAUGUAAUUUACCAGUGAUAUAGCUCAGUGUAUGAUCCUCAGGGAGGCUCCAUUUGC